Aureococcus anophagefferens is the source of this 735-nucleotide messenger RNA. RefSeq lists its product as hypothetical. The annotation marks the transcript as partial. Gene Ontology annotation, molecular function: protein binding. The transcript has a single exon. The record is from RefSeq and is a predicted model, not a curated record. NCBI's taxonomy places the organism in Eukaryota, Pelagophyceae, Pelagomonadales, Pelagomonadaceae.
UUGGCCUUUCCCAAGGGGAAGCUGCCGCGAUGCGAGCUCACGGGGCUGCCCGCGGCCGUGCAGUGCGUGACGCCGCACAUCACGCUCUACUACGCGACGAAGGAGCACGCCGAGGAGGCCUGGCACGGCAUCAUGCACAAGAUCGCGCCGCUCCUGGGCCCGCUGCGCGCGCCGUCCGUCGUCGUCGGGUCCGAGGAGGACCGCGCGAAGCGCGAGUACACGAUGGAGAUGUCGAAGAAGGCGCUGAUCGAUCUCUGCACCCAGGAGGCGUCGAAGUUUCUAGUCGCCGGCCGCUACGAGCUCGCCCUGCCGGGCGCGAUCCAGGCGCUCGCGUUCCUCAAGGACAUCCACGGGGAAGGCGCCGUCGAGAUGAUCGCGCCGUACCUGCAGCUGGCGGAGGCGAACUUAGGCCUGGGCCGCUUCCAGCAGGCCGAGGAGUUCCUGUCCCUGGCGAACUGGUCCAUCCUCAAGAACCCGGACUGCAGCAACAACCUGCGGAGCCAGCUCCACCGGAAUUUCGGGAAACUGUACAGCGCGCAGGGCAAGCUGGACCAGGCGCUCGUGGAGCUGAGCCACGACAUCUACUGCUCGUCGCUCGAGGCGGGGCCGGAGCACAUCGACACGUCCGCGGGCUACUACCACACGGCCUCCGUGUUCUACGCGCAGCACCGCAUCGAGAACGCGCUGGCCUUCUACGACAAGGUCGUCGACAUCUGGUACAAGUUCCUCGUCUCC